CCCCUCUAUUUGUAGCAGCUAGGUAGAGGAGCUUAGGUGUGCUCAUAUCAGAAAUCUCCUAAAAAAAAUCACAAUCUAGUUCUACCUAUACAAAAUAAAAGACACACACAUAUAUAUAACUAAUCAAAUACAUAAUUUCUAUAUUGAGGUCAGGGAUCAAGUAAUGAUAAUGUGUAAUGAACACACGAUGUAGUAAAGGGCUACAUAGUAUGAGGUUUUUGUUGAGGAGGGGGUGCUCCGUUUCAGACGUCUAUGUAAUAAGAUUAGCAGUCUAAUCUGGGAGGAGUCAGGAAGGCCCCCCCACCGCCCGACCUGACGAGAGAGAGCAGAGGAAUCUGUUAAUUAAAAAGGACACAAUCUUUGUUACUUUUCAACAUGAUGCAGUUGUUAAUUUAUUCCCACACUUCAGUUGCAAUCCUGGUGUGAUAGAUGGCUUAUUUUUCCACAAAUGUGCACACGUGAUUCACCGGAUUCUUGUGUGGCCCCGCCUCACUACGCGAAGAUAAUCUGAGACGAAUCAAAUCAAGCAAGGCCACGGGAUUGACUUUCCACAGAGAUAGAGAGGCUGAGACAGCGUCAGACCUGAGGAGAUUGAUGUCCAGGUUCUUGGAAGCAAUAGAUGUGAAUUAUUUGUGUUCUGAGAUGGUGGCUAAAAGCAUCUCAUAUCAACUACUCAAAGCUCUGCUAUGACUAUCAACCUGAGAGACAGUUCACAUGGCGUCACAAGAAACAACAAGAGGGGGAUUUCUGAUGGACUACAUCAGAGCCCCCAGAGCAAAAUACACAAUAGUAGGAGAAGCAAUUCGUCAUGUCGUCCCUGGACAUAUGCAAUGUUCUAUUGGCUGCGGAGGUCCAGCCUGCAAGUAUGACAACCCGAGUUACUGGAGCGAUGACCAGCAGGCGAUAAAAGGCCUCUACUCAUCCUGGAUUACUGACCAUCUUCUGGCAAUGUCAAGACCUUCAACAGAAAUCAUUAAAAAGUAUAACAUUAUUGAUCAGUUCAAAAGGAAUGGCAUCAAAACAGUGGUCAACCUACAGUUCCCUGGUGAACAUGCUAGCUGUGGAAAUCCACUUGAGCCAGAGAGUGGCUUUUCAUAUCUCCCAGAGGUCUUCAUGGAAAAUAACAUUUACUUUUACAAUUAUGCCUGGAGCGACUAUGGCGUGGCCAACCUCACCACUGUGCUGGACAUGGUGAAAGUCAUGUCCUUUGCACUGCAAGAAGGGAAGAUAGCAGUCCACUGCCACGCUGGUCUCGGCAGAACAGGUGUGCUGUUAGCAUGUUUUUUGGCCUAUGCUACCAAAAUGACUGCUAACCAGGCUAUUUUAUAUGUGCGUGCCAAACGCCCCAAUUCUAUCCAGACCAGAGGCCAACUGCGUUGUGUCAGAGAGUUUGUUCAGUUCCUUGCCCCUUUAAGGAGUGUGUUUUCUUGUGCUGCGCCCCACACCAACCCUGUUAACCUGUCACAGUACCUAAACCGUCAGAGACACAUACUGCAUGGUUAUGAGAGGAAAGAGCUAAGACACCUACCAAAGAUCAUUCAGCUGGUGUCUAGGCUGCUGGUAGACAUCGCAGAGAAUCGAGAGGUGAUUGAGGAAGAUAUUCUGGAGGCGCCUGAUAUUCAAGACAUAGAAAUGACUCUCAGCAUUAUUGAAACCAUGGACCCACAGGUACUUGCAAAGGAGCACCGCUUGCCGGGUACACCCACCUUACCCAGACAUUUUAACGAGCCACCCAUCUUCUACCACCGCAAAAGUCUGAGCUACAGCGAGUCAGACUUGAGAAGGCUGGGCUCACAGCUGAACCUCCUCACCGAGCCUCUAAGCACCCUUUCACAAAGUCACACUGAAACGACAAAUAAGUCCUCUUCCAAGUGCAAUAGCACCGUGUCUGUGGCCUCUCACGGCUCGACAGGUUCACUCUGGCAAGUCAAGAAUGCGGAAAAUCAAAAAGAUGGAUCCAUUGUGAUGCAGAAGGUGAAGAAGAAAAAAAUCCAACGUAGCGAGUCAUGGGGAAACAAUGAACCUACCAAAAAGGGUAGCAUGCUGUCCAGGUGGAAGGCAGAGCUGAGGGAGGAGCUAGCAAUCAAUGGGAAGAAGUCCCAAGGUAGAGAAGAGGAGCAUUCAGAAGUGCCCUUUAUCACCCUGCAAUCAGAGUUAUCCCUGGAGUCAAGGAGGAUGCUGGUGGCUCAGGCCCUCGCAGUUGACCUUUUUCUUGAUGGAGAAGAAGACCACAAGACCAGAGUUUUGGCCUGGCAGGCUGAGCUGAACCAAGGUGGUGCAUGGGAAAGGCUGUGCAUGGAGCGGGAUCCUUUCGUCCUGAGUGGACUCAUGUGGGCGUGGCUCGAGCAGCUUAAAGAUCCGGUCAUCUCCCUCCAGGAUGCCAAAGCCCUGAACCCUCACAAUACUGAUACUGAAACUGUGCUCAACUCACUCGACCAGGCCCCUAAGGAAACAUUGAAAUGCGUACUAAACUGCAUGGCUCAUAUGCUGAUGAUACCAGAGCAGGUUGAAAAUGCUUUCAUGUAUCGUACUAUCAAGGCUUUCACCAGGAUAAAUAUUAACUCAGAAGAAGGGAGCAGAGUGUACGAGUCCAUGACUACAGUCCUAAGGUGUGUCCUGGAGGACAUGAGAAACAAGGCCAUUGAAACAGAUGAGACACCCCAGUGACCUUUCCUUUAACAUCUAUAUGCAGUACAGUGGAUGUGGAAAAAUAAAUUCAUGCUUUUGUGCCUUGGUGUAAAAUAUAUAAAUAUAUACAAUUUGUCACAGUAGACUUAUUAUAAACCUUCAUAUGUAAUUUAUUGUCACUAACACUGUCCAUAACUAAUUUAUCUCAGUAUUAUUUUCAACAACUGACCAGAAUUUUAUUAUUAAGCCCGGUGCCUUAAACCUGGUCACAUUCAGCACUCAUAUGCCUCAGAUCCAAAACAGUAGCUCUAGGACAUUUCAUGACAAUUUUAUUUCAUUACAUAACACAUUGUACACACAGUGUAUGCAACGCCUUUCCCGUACCAUAGUCUUUCUAUUGUGUGUUAUGUUUUUUGUAAUGCUGGUUCCACCAAAGAACAUCAUAAUAAUGUCGACAGUGUACUAUGGUUGGUUCACAGUAAAACUGCCCUUUCACUGGGUUGUGAGAGCUGCAUGUGAGGCUGUGAUCCUCUGGGAGUUUACUAAUAAACCUCUUUCCCAUCCA
Messenger RNA from Mugil cephalus (flathead mullet), 3193 nucleotides. It is a transcript of the gene ptpdc1b, whose product is annotated as protein tyrosine phosphatase domain containing 1b. Gene Ontology annotation, biological process: cilium assembly; protein dephosphorylation. The record is from RefSeq and is a predicted model, not a curated record. The transcript has 10 exons. The coding region runs from base 715 to 2667 and encodes 650 amino acids. Gene Ontology annotation, molecular function: protein tyrosine/serine/threonine phosphatase activity. Lineage: Eukaryota; Metazoa; Chordata; Actinopteri; Mugiliformes; Mugilidae.